Molecule: messenger RNA, 1942 nt
Organism: Cololabis saira (Pacific saury)
Lineage: Eukaryota; Metazoa; Chordata; Actinopteri; Beloniformes; Belonidae
Exons: 2
Coding region: 132-1763 (543 amino acids)
Source: RefSeq, a predicted model, not a curated record
UCCCAGAAGUCCCAGACCAGGUCCAGGACCAGGACCAGAACCCGGACCAGAACCCGGACCAGAACCCAGACCAGGACCCGGCUCUCCGGUCUCCCUCCAGCUCUGCAGGCUCCUUCUCAUCUGCUCCAGCGAUGGCUCCUCCACAGUGGACGACCUCCGUCCUGUUGGCUUCCCUGAUCCUCGUCCUCUGCUCCGCCUCUGCGUGGUCAGAUUCCUCCGCCAACCCAUCGGCUCUCGCCCGGUUCAAGAGAGGUCAGAUUACACCUGAAAUCAGAACUAAAAUUGACAAAGGCUUCGAUGUCGUGGUGACAUCCCUGCGUGCUUUCAAAGACGUGAUGACUCACGUUGACCCGGACCAGGUGGCCACUGUGAUGAGUGCCCUGGGGUCCUUUGCUGCGCUGGCGCCGGGCAUCGGCACUGCGUUCGCUGCCACCAUCAGUCUGAUCCUACUUUUCAUACCAACUGAGGACAAAGUGAUGAAUGAGUUUGCUGAGGUCAACAAUAAGCUGGACUCCAUCUCCAUGCAGAUCUCCCAACUCAAGACUGACGUGAAGGUUUCCAGCUUCCUCAGUGCCUACACUACAAACGAAGCUACCAUCGUCAACGCCUGGAAGGAGUUCGAAAAGUUCAAAAAGAAGCCAACGGAUGAUGAUAAGGAAAACAACAUUAACAUUAAAAAUUUUAUUAAAUACUACAAGGACACAAAUGUGAGGAAGGAGGUUGAUAACUUAUUUUACUUCCUGACAGUGGAAGGCGUAUCCAUCAGUGAAAACAUCAACAAUUUGUACAAAGAGAAGUUUGAAUGUCACGUUAAGUACAUGGGUAUAUAUAGCUUGUAUUUAAAUGAUCUGAUGUUGAAGGGAAUGAUUCUGAAUCAGGUUUAUUUACAACUGACUCAUCAAAGCUCACCUGAUGACCACACACAACGGGUUAACAAUCUAAAGAAACUCUAUGAAAUUCAAAAAAAUACAUUAAGGGAGUGCUACGACUCCUAUGAGGAACAGAUGGAGAAGGAUGUGGAGAAGAUCGCUAAAAGCUUCAAACCUGAGGAAAAAAAGGACAUCGCUGAGAAGGUGAAGACUCAUCUUGACGAUAAGUACAGCUGGUACGAUUGGCUGGUGGUGGUGUACAACACCGAAGACGAGAAAAAACACAAGAUACAUAACAUGAUAAAGAUUAUUGCCAACACCGUGACGGUAGCUGUGACCUACACCCUGAAGGUCAGUCCGGCUGAGGAGGAAAUUGUUAAACAAGAAAUCAGUACAAUAUCCCAAAAAUGUGACGUUGAACAACUGAAAGAUUAUACUAUAACUCUCUCUUCUCCAGGAAGUGGUCAUGAAAGAUUCGUCGAUUUGACUGAAUACGUCAUGAUAGGAGAAGUGAUGAAUAGACAUAAAGACGUUGCAGAAUUACCAGAGCCCUUACGUAUAAUUACAUGUAAAAAUAAGUGGCACAAGAGUGUUGCUCUGCACUACUCCAGGAAGGUAGAGGUCUGCAAACCUAACCCGUGUCAGAACGGCGGAGUGUGCAAGAGGCUGCUGGAGUCCAACAACUUCCUGUGUGAGUGUCAGGACAGUUUCUGGGGAGACUUAUGUGAGAAUAAAGUUGACACAGACCAGAUUCGUGAGAUGCUCAAGGACAUUCCCGACACCGUCCCCGUCCCUGAAAGACAACCACCAAAGGCAACGAAUAGCCAAGGUGGAGGGAUGGGAGGAAAACCACCAAAGGCAACGAAUAGCCAGGGUGCAAGGAAGAGCGGUUAGCUGUAGUCACCUCGGCCAAUCAGAAUGCAGGAGUAUUUAAGCCCCUUACGCUGCAAAAACUCAAAAUCUUAACUAGAAUAUUUGUCGUAUUUCUAGUUAAAAUGUCUAAUUUUUAGUCAAAAAAAUCUCAUUACAAUUAAAACAAGACUCAUCACUGGAAAUAAACUAUUUUCACCUGU